AUAACUUUACAACAUCCUCAUGAGUAUUUUUCCUGUCAGCAAAUUGCAUUCUAGCUGUCUGGUAACCCAGUUACUGAUAAGACGACAAUUCAUUAUAGCAUAACAACUUUUUACUUAUUCGUCACCUUCAUUUUGACCUGAGGAAACAAACUGAUAAAUAAUAUUUUAAAUUAAAACAAAUUAUGGAGCUAGUAGGUUUUGUUCACAAAUACGAGUGGGGAAAAGUAGGGAAUGACUCUGCAGUGGCCCAGCUCGCAACACUCAAUGAUCCGCAAUUUAAAGUUGACGAGAAAACGCCUUACGCUGAAUUGUGGAUGGGCUCCCAUCCCAGCGGACCCUCAAAGUACAAAUCCAGUGGCAUUACUCUACAAGAUGAACUACCAUUUUUAUUGAAAGUUUUAAGUAUAAAAAAGGCUUUGAGUAUUCAAGUUCACCCUAACAAAUCGGAAGCACAAAAAUUGCAUGCGAAAGAACCCAACAUAUACAAGGACCCAAAUCAUAAGCCUGAAAUGGCGAUUGCCCUAACGCCCUUUACUGGUUUGUGCGGAUUUCGUCCUCUCCCUGAGAUUCGAGAAAUAUUGAUGGAUAUUGAACCACUUAAGGCUUUGGCAGUGAACGAUUCAAAUGAUCUCAAUCUAUUGGCUGCUAAUGAUGAAAUUGGAUUGCGUAAUUGUUAUCGUAAAUUGAUGAGUGCUGAAAAGGACACAAUUGGGGACUGUAUUGAAUCAAUUUCCAAAAACUAUACAAAACAAUUAUGCAGAUACGAUAUACUUGAAAUCUUUAACACACUGGAAAAGGAUUUCCCAAAUGAUGUCGGUGUGUUGUCUUUAUUCUUUUUGAAUGUUGUUCGGUUGCAACCUGGACAGGCAAUGUUUCUUGGUGCAAACCAAAUACAUGCAUACUUGUCGGGGGAUUGUGUCGAGUGUAUGGCUUGUUCGGAUAAUGUGAUACGCGCUGGCUUGACUCCCAAAUAUAAAGAUCUCAAACAAUUGCUUAGUUCACUAGAGUAUAAAGGUGAUCCAGCCGAAAGCAAAAUAUUUACUCCGGAACGUGUUGACAGCCACCAAUUGAUAUUCAAACCACCGGUUGAAGACUUUUCACUGAUACAAUUAUCACUGAAACCUUCUGAUUUAGAAUAUGUUUUAAAAAUUAAACAAUCUCCCGGGAUUUUACUUGUGAUAAGUGGUCAACGCUACUUAGAAAACAAAGGAUUGGAUAAGUUGAAAUUAACACGUGGAUCCAUUGUGUAUUUGCCUUUUGAAAGUGGCACAGAAUUACGAUUUUCAUCUGCUGGUGAGGAUGAGCAUGAAUUUUUGGCUUACAUCAGCACACCCAAUGCAGUGCCAUCCACCAACUUUCAUAUAUAGUUGAAGCUGACGAAUUUAUCAACAUUGAUUGCAGUUACAUUUAUAUAUAUAUGUACAUGUAGAUUUUUAAUCUUAUAUAAUAAAAAUGCAACUACUAGUAUAACUUUGUAUUGCCAAAAAAUA
Molecule: messenger RNA, 1490 nt
Organism: Bactrocera oleae (olive fruit fly)
Lineage: Eukaryota; Metazoa; Arthropoda; Insecta; Diptera; Tephritidae
Gene: Mpi
Product: mannose phosphate isomerase
Biological process (GO): carbohydrate metabolic process; GDP-mannose biosynthetic process
Cellular component (GO): cytosol
Molecular function (GO): zinc ion binding; mannose-6-phosphate isomerase activity
Source: RefSeq, a predicted model, not a curated record